CGAACAGGAAAACGGGGAGGCGGGACGAAGGAAGAGAAAAACCGGAUUGUCGUUAUAUUUUUUUUCAGCCCUCGCGUACGGGGGGAUAAUGUCAGUAGAUUGAAGUAGCUCCCCCCUCCCCUCCGUCGUCUGUUGAAUUUUAUAAUAUUUUUAAGUUGUACUUUAGCCGGCGGGUGAAUAGGUGGAGAAAUGGCGAAUGCUGGCAAUCUGAACGCGGUAAGGGAGACGAUGGACGUUCUUCUGGAAAUUUCGCGAUUGCUGAAUACUGGUCUGGAUAUGGAGUCUCUUUCAAUUUGUGUCCGCCUUUGCGAACAAGGAAUCAAUCCCGAGGCCUUGGCUUCAGUGAUUAAGGAGCUGCGCAAGGCUACUGACUCGCUCAAAGCUGCUGAGAAUAUGACUGGCUGACAUCAGCUUUGUGAUGGAGCUCCCAACUUGGUGCCUGUAUCAGGUCGCACUGAAAAUCUUUGAGAUAAAAAAAUGUACAGAACUGGCAAAAAACAAACUCAUUUUUGUAUCAUAGAAUGGUAAUUCCCACAUGCUGGAGUAGUCUGAUGUUGACAUGCAUAUGCUUGCUAUAAAGAAACACAAUGAAUUCGCUAACCUGUAUUUAAAAUGUGCAUUGUUGAGUCAAAAAGGAAAAAUGUGAAAAGCACUGACCACUUGCAGGAGGCCAAUUACUAAACCUUUGACAGCAUAAUUUAACUUGGAUUAUGUGGCUGGAAAUGCCAAUUUUAAGUUUGACCAUGAUUGAUAUUGAUACUAAUCCUAAUUAUGCUUUUUUAUGUGGCCUUUCUGUUUGGGAGCAAAUUGUACUUCAGCUCUAAGCACAUAAUGACUAGUGUGGAUCAUUCUGAAGCUGAUCCUUUUACAGUUUUUUAAUACUGUAUUACACAUUAGCAAGGCAAUGUGAACAUUAUUUAAACAUGCUUUGUCUUUUUCCCUUUAGAACCGUAAGCAGCUACCACCUUUACAGUUGAUCACAAUCUUCUGAAAAUAAGCAAUGCUCAAUUAAAUCCGUUUAGUUCUGAAAAAUAAUCUAUUUCCAAUUAGUAAAUUAAUAUUGUAAUUUACAACUGUUACAAUUUUAUCAGGUUGACAAAUCCAGAUUGUAGAAUUCUACUGGCUCCAAAGUUUUUGCAGAUUGAGGUUUUUCUGCAGCAAACUACUAACAGAUUCACUCCAGGAUUAUGGUUUGUGAGCAUUGCCUAGUUUUUAAAUGACUGCAUAAAUACACUCCGUCCUUAUGCUUGAGUUUUUGUGUCCAUUUCUAAUAUCUUUCCUCCUUGUUUAAAGUUACUGUACAAGCUAAAUAUGGUUUUGUAUCAGUGGUAACAGUUAAACAACUCUUGUAUAAAUGUACACAAUAAAUAAACCUUUUCACUUAA
Carcharodon carcharias (great white shark) is the source of this 1385-nucleotide messenger RNA. It is a transcript of the gene mzt1, whose product is annotated as mitotic spindle organizing protein 1. Gene Ontology annotation, cellular component: gamma-tubulin ring complex; centrosome; interphase microtubule organizing center. The transcript is spliced from 3 exons. NCBI's taxonomy places the organism in Eukaryota, Metazoa, Chordata, Chondrichthyes, Lamniformes, Lamnidae. Gene Ontology annotation, biological process: mitotic spindle assembly; gamma-tubulin complex localization; microtubule nucleation by interphase microtubule organizing center. The record is from RefSeq and is a predicted model, not a curated record. Bases 190 to 405 code for a protein of 71 amino acids.